AAAGUUUCAAUUUCUAUCUAACAAAAUUAGCAACCCUUAACACAUUUCUUGUUGAUAUGAAAUACAUUUUUGAAUAAAUAUAGCGGCAUUUAUUAUGUUAUCUUGACCGAACUAAAAAAUCAGGUUUUGAUACUUUUACCGGCUUUUACAAUUCCUUAUAUCUGUUUAAAUUAUAAUACUUUCUUGUUAAUUCCUGUAAACAUUUCUGCGGAUUUCAUCAACAGCAUUUAGUAUUUAAACCUUUUCGGCAUUCUCCGGCUAUCCAAAUGUCACAAACAUUGACAGGUUAAAAUAAAAACAAGAAAUGGUUGCUAGUUGUCAGUGAUCGAAAAAAGUGUAAGAUGGCCGAUGACAUCUGAACGAUAAUAACGCAAUAAUCACGAAAUUUUUACCUGCUGCACUUACGAAAUUGGAGCCUUUGUUAAUUUCAUCCUAGACAAGCGACAGACCUCGACAGAAUCGCCACGAAUCAAAAUGCGGACGAUGUGUAAUUUAUAAUUGCGUUCCCGUGCGUUGUUGUUAUUGGACCAUUAAAUUAUUGCUAUCGUUGCUAACAUCUACGCGAUGCCCGUUAAGAAAUUCGCGCAACGUUAUCGAUAACCUUACUAUUAUGUUAAGCAUAUCAGAUAAUUAAACUUGCCUACAAUCUAGAAAUAAAUUUAUCAUGGGGAAGAGGCAUCUAGUUGAUUCCUAUGAAUUAGAGCCACCAAGGAAGAGGGCAGCAACAAAUUGUGAUAUUGAGCCUGGUGAUAUUUUGUGUGAUAUCACUGGGAAACAAUGGAGAUUGGGACAGUUAUUAGGUUCAGGUGCCUUUGGAGAGAUUUAUGUUGCCUCAGAUUGUAACUUAGGAGUUGUGCCUGAAAACAGCCCCUAUGUUGCUAAAUUAGAGCUGCAUACAAAUGGGCCACUCUUUAUUGAGACACAUUUUUAUCUGAAAGUUGCUAAAGAAAAUCAAAUCAAGGAAUGGAAACGGAAGAAUAGGAAAACUAUAGGAAUGCCACAUUACAUUGCAUCAGGAUCACAUACAAAGUUAACAACUCGUUACCGGUUUUUAAUCCUUCCUCGUUACAACGUAGAUCUGCAACAAAUCCUGGAACGUCACGGAAACAAGUUCAACAUUAAGACUGUACUCACAAUUGCAUUGCAAUUAUUAGAUACCCUGGAAUACAUCCACGCCUAUGGCAUUGUGCAUGCUGAUAUCAAAGCCUCAAAUAUACUAAUCAAUGAAAAAACAGUUCCUCCAAACACAAACAAAUUUUCAUCUGAACAACCGCCAAAUAAGCCUACUGAUGAGAAUUGUAGGAUUGCCAGGCACUUCAGAUUAUGCAGAUUAAAGAAAAAACCGCAUAAUUUACGCUCCAGCAAAAUUCUUCCUUAUAGGGUUGAACCCCUGCCGACAGAGCGCGACCCAGCCCCCAUCGAGCAAAAUCAAAAUAUAGAUCCUAAUCAAGUGUAUCUUCUGGACUUUGGAUUAUCAUGCAAAUAUCUGCAAUCUAAUGGCGAGCACAAAAAGUAUUGCGUGGACGCCCGAAAGGCGCACGCUGGUACGAUUCUAUAUUGUUCUUUAGAUGCGCACAACGGAGUGCAAUCACGACGCUCAGAUUUGGAAAGUUUAGGAUAUAAUAUGGUACAUUGGCUUACGGGUGUGCUGCCGUGGAUGACCAAUGUUGACGAAUACGAAAUCGUGAAGAAAAAGAAACAGAUUUGUAUGCAAGAACUAGAACACUUCUUACAUUUUUGUUUCGGUAAGAAUAUUCCAACUUUUUUGAAGAAGUUUUUUAUGCAUGUUAAGUCUUUAAACUUCGACGAAAAACCCGACUAUGAGUAUUGCCGCAAGAUCUUCCUACAAGGCUUUAAUGAGUAUGGCUACAAAAAAGUAUUCGUCUUAGACUUUAUGAACAAAGAGGGCUGGGGCUUGAAGAAGAAGCUCAGUAAAAAUACUGAAAACGAUCGGCGACGGGCGUCGGUAGUGUGUUCGAUUAUGCGCACACCUUUGAAGUCAAAUGUUGCUGUAAAGCAUGUAUUACGCAAGAAGGACAAAGCCAAAGCAGUGAUGCGAUGGUCGAAGAUUUUGUUCGAUCCGGAGAUGAUUAUAAAGUCUGGCAAGCGUGUGAAGGAACUGGAAGAGAAUGAUAACAGUGACGCACUGGCUAACUUAAACAUUCAGGAGUUGAAUCCUACUGACACGAUGUUAGAAGUUUAUAAUAAUUAUUUGGAACGACAAAAGAAUUUCGAGCUAGGAUUACCUACCAAACAAAGAAGCAAUGAAACUCCGGCGAUUGAGGGUUACAAUGCGACAAUGAUGCGGAUUUAUAAGAAAAUCUUACAACGUGAGGUUGAAGCUGUCAAAACAACAAAACCACCAAAAGUUAAAAGGACUGCAGGCAAACACGGAAAGAUUUCAAAAGUUGCUUCGGUUAAUCACGGAUACAAUAUGUCGAUGAUGACGAUCCAUGACAAAAAUGGAGCUGAGAUGAUUAAAAAACCAACGCAAGCCAAAAGGAAAAGAAGUAAAGCUGCCGAAAAAGUUGUGAUAGCUACUCCUGUGACACAAGUGACGCCAGCGGUUCCUGUGAAGAGAUACAACACGAGACAUUCAAAAAGAACAAAAGUAAACUGCGCAUGUUAACAGAAUGAAAUUAUAUAAUGUAUAAACACUUCCUAUUUGUAGUACUUCAAUGUUGAAUGAUUGUUUAAUUUUUUUAAUCAUAGCAUGAAUACAAUUAUGAUAAACACUAAGAUAUUGUGUUGAAUGUUGAAAGACUGCAUUGGCUGUAAAUUGAAAUGAUUAAAUCCUGGGUGAAUUCUACUAA
Molecule: messenger RNA, 2813 nt
Organism: Dalotia coriaria
Lineage: Eukaryota; Metazoa; Arthropoda; Insecta; Coleoptera; Staphylinidae
Product: serine/threonine-protein kinase VRK1-like
Exons: 7
Coding region: 665-2629 (654 amino acids)
Biological process (GO): signal transduction; peptidyl-serine phosphorylation
Cellular component (GO): cytoplasm; nucleus
Molecular function (GO): protein serine/threonine kinase activity; ATP binding
Source: RefSeq, a predicted model, not a curated record